ACGCCAGGAAAGAGAUAAAAGUCGAGUCAACAAUUUUCUUAAAAGGGGUUUGGCGAUCUGUUGAGCGGUGUAGUUUUCCGUCACGGGUUCAGAGAUGCGCACCUGGUUCGCCCUUUUGUUUGUGGCGCUCGCCGUAACGGCGGCGCCGGCCCGCGUCCAAGCCGACGAGGGUGACGACACUGACAUCAACAUCAACGAGAUCGUGGACCAGCUGCUGGAGCUCGCGCACACUGAGAUCAUCAACCUGGGCCUGGAUCAGAUCGUGCUGCCCGACAUCACGGAGAAGUUCAAGAAGAAGGUCGGCCCCAUCUCCAUCAGCGGCAGAUUCGAGGCCCGCGACGGCUGGGCCAAGUCCCUCGCGUCCUUGGACCGCUCCGGCGAGGCCACCCUCGCCGAGGACGGCGACCGCCUCGUCGUGGAGGUGCCCCUCAGCCUCAGCGACCUCCAGAUCGGGUACGGGUACAAGGCCAAGCUAGGCAAGCUAGGCCCCGGCGGCAAGCUCACGGCCACCGUCAACUCCAACACGGUCACCCUCCGCGCCAGCCUGCUCAUCUCGGACGACGCGUGCAGUCUGGGUGUCGACUCGCUGGUGCUCACCGACCUGGGCAAGAUCAACGUGCACGUCACGGGCCUCGGCAAACUCAACUUCCUCUACUCCAAGAUUGUCACCUGGGUGACGGCGAAGCUGCACGACAAGAUCGAGGGCGCCGUGCAGAAGGGACUCCGGGACGCCAUCAACAAGGCAGGGCUCAAGCUCGACUGCAACUCGCUCUUCGGCAUGUGAUUUCUCUCCACAAGCUAUUCCUCUUCCUCUCACAUAUCUUCAUAUCGGCCAUAUUCUCAACCCAAGUUAAAAUGUGUGCCAGAAUUUGUUUGAUCGAUUUAUUUUCUAUUAAAUAACACAUCUCCUUUGCUGUAAGAAUAAGCAUUAAAUUGUUGUCUUUUUUCAAAA
Molecule: messenger RNA, 952 nt
Organism: Frankliniella occidentalis (western flower thrips)
Lineage: Eukaryota; Metazoa; Arthropoda; Insecta; Thysanoptera; Thripidae
Exons: 3
Coding region: 95-784 (229 amino acids)
Source: RefSeq, a predicted model, not a curated record